UGUCGCUCACCGUCGCCGCACAAGCGCACAGUGACCCCUGUGUGUGAGUCACGGUUCAGCGCCACAUGCUGAAGAAAUGCCUGUCUCUCCCCCUGAGAGUGCUGUCGUCACCGGUCAGCUCUGGAAGCGGGACCUACCCCGGAGGCUCCGCACUUCAGCCGUGGAGGAGCUGAGAGGAGCCCGGGCCAGUCACACAGGCUCUCUCCGAAGAUGUGAAGAUAAACACCGCGUUACAGCACCGCGUCCCCCUCACUUUCCAGCACCGGAGGAGACAUUUUUCAUUUUUUUCUUUUUCUUUUUUUCAGUUAAAGCAGUCAGCUGCAGCGCUUUUUAUAUUUACGUUCUUCCCUCUUUUCUCCCCUCUUUCUUUUUUUAAUUUUUGGCAUUUAUGAGCGGUCGCUAUGGCAGUUCUGUCCACAUCCGGGCUACAAUGCUUUGACUCCAUUAUUGUCUAAAACUGGCGGAGAGGUUCAUUAAACCUUAUUAUUAUUAUUUUUUUCUACAUCCAACGACACGUUUUUAGUAGGCGCAGUGAAGGCUCGGAUCAAGAGGAGAUGUCUAACCAAGGAGUCCGGCGGAAUGGCCCCGUCAAACUGAGAUUAACAGUCCUGUGUGCCAAAAACCUGGCAAAGAAAGACUUCUUCCGUCUCCCUGAUCCGUUUGCCAAGGUUGUCGUGGACGGUUCAGGCCAGUGCCACUCCACAGACACUGUGAGGAAUACGCUUGACCCCAAGUGGAACCAACACUACGAUCUGUACAUCGGAAAAUCGGACUCGAUCACCAUCAGCGUGUGGAAUCACAAGAAGAUUCAUAAGAAGCAAGGGGCCGGGUUCCUGGGCUGUGUCCGCCUUCUGUCUAAUGCCAUCAACCGCCUUAAAGACACGGGCUGUAAGUAUCAGUGA
Molecule: messenger RNA, 902 nt
Organism: Poecilia latipinna (sailfin molly)
Lineage: Eukaryota; Metazoa; Chordata; Actinopteri; Cyprinodontiformes; Poeciliidae
Product: E3 ubiquitin-protein ligase SMURF2-like
Exons: 4
Coding region: 555-902 (115 amino acids)
Cellular component (GO): membrane
Molecular function (GO): calcium ion binding
Source: RefSeq, a predicted model, not a curated record